AUCACCCCUCCACACCAUGUCUCGCCCCGUAUACCUCGCUCUCCACCCCGGAGGCCCCAACUCUCGCACGCACUUUGCAGUAUUCAUCCCGCACGCCAGCCUGGCGGACACAGACCUCAGCGCAUCCUCGUUUAAAGACGCGCCCUGCACGGGCACGAUUGUGCAGGUCGUGGGCGAGCCCUUGAUGUCGGGCUACGCGCUCGAGUUCAAGCGCAACUUUGACUGCAGCACGGCCCAUGAUCUCCGCAAGCUGGUUCUUCUCGGCACGGUUGACGAGAAGCACAUUCACGAUAGUGGCAAUGUCACGGGCGGCGUGUCCGUGGUAGAUGCUGUGCCGAGAUCGAGACUGGAGACGGAGGCGUCGCGGGUUCCUCCGCCGCCAAAGGGGCAGGAUAUGCGCCUCCCAAUCGACGGUGUAAAUACGAAGCGCUGCCAAGAGUGGACAAUGGAGUUUAUUAGGCGACUGGUUGGCCAAGGCCUCAUCCAGGCUGAAGCCGUUGACAUUGUGCAGAGCCAUCGCGACUCGCCCACGCGGGGCAUCAUUGGAAUGAAGAGGAAUCAUUAACUCGAGUCUUUAUAUUCGACAUGGCUUCAUACAGCAACGAAUUGGCACUAGCCACAGAGAAUAUCCCCGCCAUUGAAUGCAUAGCCCUGA
Molecule: messenger RNA, 655 nt
Organism: Purpureocillium takamizusanense
Lineage: Eukaryota; Fungi; Ascomycota; Sordariomycetes; Hypocreales; Ophiocordycipitaceae
Exons: 2
Coding region: 17-565 (182 amino acids)
Source: RefSeq, a predicted model, not a curated record